This is a messenger RNA of Brenthis ino (lesser marbled fritillary), 336 nucleotides long. NCBI's taxonomy places the organism in Eukaryota, Metazoa, Arthropoda, Insecta, Lepidoptera, Nymphalidae. The record is from the annotation of a GenBank genome assembly.
AUGUUUGUUACAAAUUGCUUGUCUUUGGCAUUGUUUCUAUACAUUUUUGAUUCAGUACACUCCAGAAUAAUUAAGUUUGAAGAAAUACCGAUUUCAUCUGGAGAGUUAACUUUGAAGUUUGUUCCAAAUAAGGAUACAUCAGGAGAAAAUAUUGGAAAAUUAAUAGUUCUUUUAAGAAAUAAGGAUAAAAUUGAACCAAAAACAAAAACAAUGCCGCCAGAGGUGGAUCAAUCAUUUAUACCAGAUUUGUUGAAUAAAGUUGGAAUAGUAGCUGAAAAAUGUCCAAUUGACUACAAGAGGGUUGGGUUCAUGUGUUUGUCAAAUAAGAAAACCAGU